GACACAUUUCGACCAUCAUACACCAUCUGACAACCAUCUGACAACCAUCUGACACACUUCAACCAUCAUACACCACCGUACACCAUCUUCACCAUCAGAUGCCUGUAUUGGACAUUACUCCAUUCAGGGGGGGGGCUUUUGUCGAGGCAUGAAACAAACUCUUGUCCAAUUUUUAGAAUGGAGAGGUGAAGAAAGCAUUAACCACUGUCGAGAAAGAGAAAAAGGUGCGUCUCAAUCUCAAGACUUUUUUUUAUUGUAAACUUAGCAAAAAAUUAGGCACGUUGUUAAGCAAGAAAAUGUUUUUGUAGGACGUUGAAAAAACGUUAGUUAAAGUUCAGGACGAAGCCGAUGAUACAGUAAGAAUUUUAAGAUGAUUAUUUUGGUCUUGGUUCUUCAUAUAAGUCAUUUGUUUAUAUUUCACCCAUGAUGACUUACAAGCUAUAUGUUCUUACUAUCUCUUAGUCAGAGAAACUCCUCGAGUCCUAUCAAACUGCUGAAGCGACGAAAGAAGCUUUAAUGGUAAAGUUAGUGUACCACACAGUGAGAUUAAUAUUUAUAUAUAUCUGAAGUAAGAAGUAACUUCAUUCAGCCUAUAUGAGAAGAGUGACGAAAACUGACGUACAAUGCUUAUUAUGAAGGUGGAAAGUUGAGUCACAUGUGCUACCUAACUUGAUUAGCUUUUAUAUAGUUAUUAUAGGUAGCCUUUACUCUAAUUUCUGUAUUUCUAAUUGUUGUUUUUUGUUGGGUUUUUUUCUUCAAAUUCGCACUAUCUAUCUAUCUAUGUGCUUACUGUGUACUCACAGGCGGCCGAGGAGACGAUAGCUGAGCUGAAGAGAGAUUCUGAUGAAAAACAAGCAGAGAUGGGCAACUUACUAACGGAGGCAACCCAGGCUCAUCAAGAAACAGAGGAACAGAGAAAGGUGGGUAAAGGGCAGGCUGUGGGACGGCGUGGGUCAGGUGGUGGCAAGUGGGGGGCGGGGGGGGGGGGGGGGGGGGGGGGGGGGGGGGGGGGGGGGGUGACAUGAUGCAACGAAUUGCAAUCUACUUCAACUGUUUUUCAUAUCAUAAUUUUCUUUUAGUUUGCGGAAGAGAAGUUCUCAGGAGUUGAAAAGACUUUGAACGAUAAGGUAUGAGAUGAAUUCGACUAUAAAAUGUUGACUUCUUUAUAUAACUGGAUUGAUAGUCCUAGCUGAGCCCAUAAUAUAACUUGAUAAUAUAACUUUAUUAUAUAAUAAUAUAACUUUAUAUAUUCGCAAUUAUAUGUGACACCACGAAUUUCAAAUAGGUUGGUCUGCUGGCGCCACUGAGCUAUACUAUAUUACACUGGCGCCUUCUAGUUUCUUAUCCAUUUUUUAACUCUCCAUGCUGAGCCUGUGCAAUUUUUCUCGUUUGCGUAAAUAUAAUUGUUUGUUUUGUUGAGAGCACCACGUUUAUUUAUUUUGAAAGUUCAGUAUUAAAAGACGAUGGUGUCUUAUGAUAUUAUUUCCACUGGUAAAGAUCCGAAUUUUACGUUCGAAAGUUUUGCCAAAUACAACACAAUUUUUAUAAAAUCUUGUGCAUCCCAAACCAGGUUUGUGACUUAGAAACAAAACUCUCGGAGAUGAAUAAGAUGAAAAAUGAGGAAGAAAGCUCAAGAAAAAAUGCCGAGGAAAUUAUUGAAAAAUUAAAACAAGAAUCAAAAGAUAAGGUGUGUAUAUUCUCUUACAUUACCCACCUUGGAAAGCUGUAAUGUUUAGAUCCUAAACUUCAUAGAGCUCGGUUUUCGGUUAGACAAGAUGAAUAUUUUAUCAACUGAGCUCUAUGCUUGUUGCGCAGUAUAGCCGGUGUCAUGUUUGGAAUUUAUAAUUGAUAUCGAGCUUUUUGGGCUAAUAUAGUAGAUGGGGUUUUAUUUGUAGAUGCAGGGAUGGAUUUACUAGAAGGGUCGCAUCCCCCCUAGCCCUGGUCAGAGGGGGUGCAGACGGUGCUAUUUUUCAUGAUAAAGCAAAAAAAUAUUAGAGACAAAAUGAGAUACAGUAAUUUGAGUAAUAACAUGAUGAUAAGAAAACUGUGAACAACAAUUACAAUUCAAAUACAGUAGUGAAGCAAGACUUUGCAGUGGUGAAGCAAGUUGAUGGGCACCAGAGCUGUCAGAGCACCCCCCCCCCUACCAGAUCAUGCUGGAUCCAUCCCUAUAUGGAACGCAAAUUUGUAUUACACUUUCAGACCUAACAUUCUUAUUAUUAACAGCAAGAGGAACUGAAUGGUUUAUUGGUUGGAAAAACUCAAGCAUAUGACGAUACGGAUAAGAAACUUAAGGUGCGUUUAGUGCACUGUGAAUUUUUGACACAAAAUAAUUCUCUGUUAAUGUAAGAUAAUUGAAAUUAUAACUACAGCAGUUUAUAUUCCUUACGUGUACCAUCGAGCAUGCUGUUUCUUUCAGGUGGCUGAACAGAGAUGCUCAGAACUGGAAGAAACGCUGAAUCAAAAAGUAGGUGCAUUACUAUUUUUGUAGAUGCCGUCCCGAGAUUUUCUAUUUCUCAGUUGUCCAGGGAUGAAUUUACUGGGGGUGGGGGUACAGACGGUGCGUAUACCCCUCCCUAGCCAUGACAAAGGGGGUGCAAGGGGUGUUCUAAUUUCCCGAUCAAAUGCAUUUCUUUUAUUUGGAAAGCCAAUAUUUUACUACCUUUACCAUCAACUAGGCCCCUGAAGUUUGCCAGGGCUUUUAAUUAUGUAUAUUUGCCACAUCGUACAAGACAAGAUAGAAAACUUUAUUUAUACACGCUGACCUCGUCAACCGAAGCUGAUUUCCACGAAGGACGUGCGCAAAAAAAUACAAAUGUUACAAUUUAAAAGUGCUAUUAUUAAGAGCUAUGUACAAAAAUACUUAUGUUUUAAAAGAUGGAAUAUUAAAUUAUUUACAUAAUAUUAACGUUGUUAGACUAUUUACUGGUAAUCAAUUUACAUUGUUCUCAUUUAUGUGAACAGCGAUUUUAUUUUGAAAGGAAGAAAGAGAUCUGCUCUCCCUAAUGAAAAUAAUUUACAUCGUUGUCUCACUGUGGUGACUAUCGUUUGACCAGUAUCUGCUGCGCGAUAGUGCUUCCUCGUGAAACCUAACCAACACGCAUGUACGAUGUUUUCACUACAGGUGGUUGACUUGGAAAGCAAACUGGAUGAAAUUGCAAGAAUAAAAGUGGAAGCAGAGAAGUCGCGAAGGCAGGCUGAGGAAAGAGUGGAAAAUGUCACAAAGGAAUCGAUUGAAAAGGUUUGAAUUCGAUGUUUCGAGUGAAAGCCCUACGUCAAGUGUGUGACUACAGUAACUAUACUCCUGACGAACGAACUUCCCUCGAAGUGUUUUAAUCUUUUUGAGCAUUUCAGGUAGUUCAAACACGAACGACGACCCUACCCCACCCCACCCCACCCCACCCCACCCCCACGUUUAUGAGAAGCUUACUUUUUGUUGGUUUUUCCAGCUCGAAAACGAGAAAACCCAAAGAGACAACGAAGAACUACAAAACAAUCAGCGUUUACUGGGUGAGUGAAAAAAUAUAAUAAUGUGAAUGCUAUUAUACAUCAGAGUAUAAUAUACCCAGCUCUGGUCGAAUAUAUACUGAGAAAUCUUUCUGUGUUUAGUAAUGGCUGUUGAAGAAUCAGAAAAGAUUGUUCAAAAUACUUUGAAUGAGUUUGAGAACCCCAAGAACUGUGGCACAACAUGUACUGCAGGUAAUGUGAUGGAAAUUACUGAACGAGAAAGAAUUAGACAUUGGUAGCGCAACAGGGUAUACACGAAGAUUUACUAUAUUUUUUACUACGUGUAAUUUUUAUUUAGAAUACUUGGUUGAACGAAUGUCAGACUUGUUGCCGUCACUGGAUAGAACUGUCGAAGGAUAUAAUUCCUAUCUACACGACAAGAAAGGUGAGGUGGAAAUAAUUGAUUUGUAAGCGGCAGCAGAUGAUUGUCAAAAAUGUUCUCACUUAUUGGAGUGAGAAAAUGAAACUACAUCUGCAUGUCAAUUCUAUUCAUUUGUUUCCAAACACAAGACUACUACAUACAGUAUAAUAAAAAUAUCAUUUUCUCACCCUAGAUGUCGGUGUUUUUAUUUCGUCUGUCAGUCCAUACGCUCAUCUGCUUAGUGAGUGUAUUCUGUUGGGGAAGGCAACAUCACAUAUGGCGCCCAAGGAGGAUGCUGAAGGUAAUGGUGGUGAUGAUGGUGGUGGCUAUGGUGAUGUUGAUGAUAUUGAUGGCGGUGAUAAUAAAUAUGUGAUGAUGGUGGUGAUGAUGAUAUGAUGAUGAUAUGAUGAUGGUGAUAGUGAUGAUGGUGAUAGUGAUGGUGGUGAUAGUGAUGAUGGUGAUAGUGAUGAUGGUGAUGGUGAUAGUGAUGAUGGUGAUAGUGAUGAUGGUGAUAGUGAUGAUGGUGAUAGUGAUGAUGGUGAUAGUGAUGAUGGUGAUAGUGAUGAUGGUGAUAGUGAUGAUGGUGAUAGUGAUGAUGGUGAUGAUAGUGGUGAUGAUAUGAUGAUAGUGAUGAUGGUGAUAGUGAUGGUGGUGAUAGUGAUGAUGGUGAUAGUGAUGAUGGUGAUAGUGGUGAUGAUGAUAUGAUGAUAGUGAUGAUGGUGAUAGUGAUGGUGGUGAUAGUGAUGAUGGUGAUAGUGAUGAUGGUGAUAGUGAUGAUGGUGAUAAUGAUGAUGGUGAUGAUGGUGGUGGUGAUGAUAUGGUGAUAGUGAUCAUGGUGAUGAUAUGAUGAUAGUGAUGAUGGUGAUAGUGAUGGUGGUGAUAGUGAUGAUGGUGAUAGUGAUGAUGGUGAUAGUGAUGAAGGUGAUAAUGUUGGUGUUGAUGAUUAUGGUGGUAGUGCAGAUGAUAGUUGUGAAGAUGGUGUUGAUUGAGUAAGGUGACUUGUGUCACAGUCUAAUGAUUAUCGACUAAAUUUAAACUUGCCUAAAUCAUGUUUGAAACUUGCUAAGAUGUGAUUACGAUUGUCAUUUAGCCCUUGUAGAACAUUGCAAGGACGGUGGAAAAACAACGUUGGAAUUACUGCAGACUAUGAAAGACGCUGGUGCAGGUUAGACAUUUAUUUGUUGACUGCAAACUGAUUAUCUUUUCAAGAACUGAUCAUACUGCACCUUUACUAUGCACUGAAAAAACUAAUGCAGUCACACUGACUCAGUUCAAAUAUACUCAAUGGUUUGAGUCAAGAUUUGCUUUACUCAAAAAAUGAUUAAAUUUGCACAUAAUUUUCAGUAAUUUUACUCAGAAUUUUGAGUGACUUUGGGGGCAUUAUCUUACUCAAAAUUUUUUACAGUGAUAUUAUUUUAAUUUUUAUCGUGCAUCGAUAUCGUUUUAGAUUCAAGUAAACUGCAGAGUCAAGUUGAAGAAGUGAAGAAAUCAAUUCAAAGUAUUUUGGACAUCGGCAAUGUAAGUUUGAUCAUUCAUUAUUGCGAAGCUACGUAGCGUGCAAAUAAAUAUAUCCUCUGGGAGCCUACUUGAGAUUUCGUGCUUUGUUUUGUGAAUUAGGGUUUAAUACCGAAAGAAGACGAAAGCUUGGACAGCAUUGAGAAUGCCGUGGAAGAUGAAAUUAGCUCAACUGCUGAGGUACUGUAAGAUCUUUACUUAUGCAUGAUCAACACUGAAAUAUUUAAUUAGGUAUAUAAAGCCAACACCCAGUAUUAAGGAAUAAAGUAUUAAGUAUUAAGCAUCGUCAAGCGCCGUAAGCCGUAAGGAAACGGGUUUAACAAGCAAAAGCAAGUAAGCAAGUAAACCAAAGGCAUAUUCCCGCACAUUGGAAUUUUACAAGUUUUGAAUAUGAGGUGAAUAUUGUGAUGCCUGACCACGGUGGGAAUCGAACCUACGACCUUUGGAAUACUAGCCCAAUGCUCUACCAACUGAGCUACGCGGUCUGGUCGGUUCGAGUAUGUGAUAUUUCGGAACAGAAUCUAGUUCCUUCGAUAUCAAUGUUAUCUAAUAAUAAUCAUGAUUUUUCUGUGUUGAUGUACAAGUUUUGUUGAAGAUGGUGAAAAUGUAAAGCAAUAAAGGUCAAGGUUUUAAGCGUUCGAACUCUGUUUCGUACAUCAGGCAUGUCUGUAGAUUUCACUUUUGUGGAGGUAGCCAAACUUCGAAUGGAGCUUAGUCAAUGCCAUUAAUUCCAGGUUUAAUUUAAGUUACUGGCGGCACAUGACUUUAGCAGUUGUUAGCUAUAGUAACUCUAGGUUUACAGAGAAAGUUAGCUCCAUCAUGUCUUCACGUGACAUUUGUAGCUGGCCUGCAUGUAACUGCUAAAUUCCUAAUUCAACCAAGUUUGAUCUUUUGAAGUUAGCCCCUUGGAAGGAGCGACCCUGAAAGGAUUCCAUAGCCUCUGCAGGCGUGAGACCCAGUUCUUAUUUUGUUGACAAAAAUUGUCUACAUUUUCUUGUAGCUUGUUGCCGAAGCCGUGACUAGAAUCGAGGUUGGUAAUAAAUGGCUUUGUAGAAGCUGCAUAUGUUUUCAACUCGACUUGACGAGAAGAAAUAGCUGCUGUAACAGCAUUGUAAAUCAGUCCAUUCUCCGUUUUAGGAAAUGUUAAAGAACGCACGACAAGCAGAUACUGGUGUGAAAUUGGAAGUAAAUGAAAGGUACGAGGGUGUAUUGUAUAUGAUUGUAGUCGCUCUAAGCUCAGGGCCGCCGAGGCGCAGGGGGAUUUUUGGCCUUGGCUCCUGUGGGAACGUUUGGCCCCUGGCCCCGCCAACCUUCCGACGACUCUGUCUGAGUCACUCCAGUGCAGUAAUUAAUUUUCUCAACUUUACUCUAGGAUUUUGGAUUCGUGUAAUGCUCUUAUGAAGGCAAUUCGUGUUCUUAUCUUAAAGUCCAAAGAUUUGCAAGGAGAGAUUGUCGAGGAAGGAAUGGUAAAGAACUUAAUGUUGGAGUCAUAUCUCUACCUUAUUGUUUCUUUAGUAGCCUGAUUUAUGCCAGAUCAUUUCAGAGUUGCCAAAAGUGUUGAACAUUUCGAAAAACGUUGGAAAAAAGUUUGAAGUUGAAAAUUUUUCUUUUCAACUUUUUUCACAAUGACAUUUUCGGAAAUUUUUCUGUCCGUGGAAAUUUUGCUUGAGUGGAAUUGGGCACUGAUAAACCGUAUGAAUCGGGCCUAUGUUACUAGCAGACGAAUUUCUACACAACUGAAGAUGUUCUAUAAUGUUUCAGGGCUCAGCCUCCGCUAAAGAAUUUUACAAGCGGCAUCACAGAUGGACAGAAGGCCUGAUAUCUGCGGCGAAAGCUGUCGGUUGGGGAGCUAAAGUACUUGUGUAAGUAUAUGUAACCUAUGUAACCUACUGCAUGAGUUUCAUUUUACCAAACACCGCUGGUUUUCUUCUGUUUUUUUCCGGGUAGAGGUCCAACUAAGGCCAUACCUUUUGUAAUAACAUUCAAAACCUCAAUAAUUCAUGAGGAAAACACAAAGAAAAAUCAUUAGUGUGUCGUAUCUUUAUGUGUGAUAAAGAUUUCCCUUGAUUUACAUAAAUUUUAACUUUAAUUUUCUCGACUUGCACAACGUAUUUUUUUGAAAAUUACUUCGCCAUUAAUGAACUUACUAGAUCGAUCGUUUUUGAAGCAAUUUAAAACAUUCGCAGUACGUGUUUUAUCAGACCUAAAGAUGCUCGGCUUUGCCUCUUAUCUUUAUAUCUGAUAAAACACUGCUGCUCAUGUUUCAAAUAGUACAUAAGGCAUUGCCCUUACUGGACUUCUAGGGAGACCAUUUUGGAAGUGAUAAAUCCACGCAGUCAGUGUCGUAGCCCGACGAUUUAGUCCCGCUAUGCAAAUAUUUUCGUGUUCAUUGAAAAACCAAUUGUGAAAACAUUCAAUUUCUAAAGAAAUGAAUACGCGGUCAGGUCGGUUCGAGUAUGUGAGCUACGCGGUCAGGUCGGUUCGAGUAUGUGAUAUUGCGGAAACUGAGUCUAGUUCCUUCGAUAUCAAUGCAAUCUAGUAAUCAUGAUUUUUUUCUGUGUUGGUGUAAUGUACUCAGGUGAAUAUGAUGCUUGUGAUGUUACUCUGAGUGUAUAUCAACACCGGGCAAGCUUGAAAUGCUCAAGUUCUCAAGAUUGAAAUUACUAGCCCAAUGCUCUGCCAACUAAGCUACGGUGGGAAUCGAACCUACGAUAAUAAUUUUGAAUUUGCAUAGCCAGACUAAAUUGUCGGGCUGGCUACGCCACUGCACGCAGUAUAAAUACAGCAGUUAAUCUUCUCUUGUUAAUUUCCUCUUGUUCAUCAGUUGUAUUUGUGUUUUAUUUCUAGUGAUGCUGCGGAUAAAGUGGUGAAAGAGGGAGGCAAAUUUGAUGAGCUCGUCGUCGCUUCCAAGGAAAUUGCUGCGAGUACUGCACAGUUGGUAAGCUUGUGAAUUUUCGUUUUUCAAAUAACCUCUUUCUCUGCCAAUCGAUUCGCUCCUCUGCUCCAAGUAUUGUUCCUUGCCCUUUUCCUCCCGGUGCACUGCAGUUGUCGUAACAUUGUAAAUAAUUUCGACCGUGAUUUAAGGUGGCUGCAUCAAGAGUUAAAGCUUCUCCAAGAAGUUCAAGAUUAUCUGCUUUAACCACGGCAUCAAAGUCAGGUAGGCUUCACUUCUUAGAACUGUUGCUUAAAAUCACAAAUUAUAUUCUAAGAUUUAUUGCUAUGUUUCUCUAGUUGCUGAGGCAACCGGAAAUGUAGUGGCGUCAGCAAAAACUGGCUCUGAGAUGAUUGAAGAUAGCAGUAAGUACACCACAGCCACCUUCAAAACUUUUCAGGGUGGGGUUGCCAAACUGUUUAGGGUGGGGUUGCCAAAAACUACAGUGGCAUCCCUUACCCUCAAAGAAACCCCCUAUAACUAUUCCCUCUGUUUUCCCAUAGAGACAGUUCCUGAUUAUUCCAAACUUACACUAACUCAAGCAAAGAGACUAGAAAUGGACUCUCAGGUAACGCCAACUUUAAUUUCUUCCUGCAAAGAUUAUGUCAAACUCACUAAGAUAUUUAUCAUGCAUGUUUAGGUGCGAGUAUUGGAACUAGAAAGUCAACUUGAAAAAGAACGAAAGAGACUUGGUGAUCUCAGACGUACACAUUAUCAACUGGCAGGCGCUAGUGAGGGCUGGGAGGAGGUAUGGAAACCUAAACUAACUUUACACUGGAUAGCUCACUCAGUUCUAAACUGUUCUUCCUGGGGCGCUUUCCAUUUAAUGGCCUGACCGGUCAGACCCAAAUUCUUUUCUCUGUAUCAAUGGAAAGAUCUGGUCUAUGUUUCUCAAAUAUCUAGCGAAAAUGGACCUCAUUCUGAUGUUAUCGAAAUUUUCUGGUCAGAUAGGUCCGAAGUCCAAAUGUUUUGUGUUACAUUCAACAAUUUGGCCGUUCUGACCGGUCUGGCCGUGUUAAUGGAAAGCGCCCCUGUAGAUCCAAUAAGGAUCAUCUCUUAUUGAUCCAGUGUUACUACAAGAGGAAACCUAAACUAAACUAACUUUAUACUGGAUAGUUCAAUCAGUUUUAAACUGUUCUUCCUGGAGGUGCAGUGACGGUCAUUCCUUAUUGAUCCAGUGUUACUACAGGAGGAAGCCUAAACUAAACUAACUUUAUACUGGAUAGCUCUAUCAAUUUUAAACUGUUCUUCCUGGAGAUCCUAUAAGGAUCGUUUCUUAUUGAUACGAUCUUACAGUAUUACAGAAGGAAACCAAGCCUCAACUAACCUUAUUUAUACUGCAUGGAUAGCUUUAUUGGUUCUAAACUGUUCUUUCUAGAGGUCCAGUAAGGAUCAUCUCUUAUUGAUCCAGUGUUCCUACAGGAGGAAACCGAAACUAAACUCACUUUAUUUAUACUGGAUAGCUCUAUAAGUUCUAAACUGUUCUCCCUAGAUGUCUAGUAAGGAUCGUUUCUUAUUAAUCUAGUGUUACUACAGGAGGGAACCUAAACUAACUUCCUGGAGAUUCAGUAAGGAUCGUUUCUUAUUGAUCCGGUCUUAUUACAGAAGGAAACCAAGCCUCAUCAACUAACCUUAUUUAUACUGGAUAGCUUUAUCAGUUCUAAACUGUUCUUUCUAGAGGUCCAGUAAGGAUCAUCUCUUAUUGAUCCAGUAUUCCUACAGGAGGAAACCUAAACUAAACUUACUUUAUACUGGAUAGCUCUAUAAGUUCUAAACUGUUCUUCCUAGGGGUCUAGUAAGGAUUCUUUCUUAUUAAUCUAGUGUUACUACAGGAGGAAACCUAAACUAAAACUGUACCACCAUCACUCCGUGAUUGUGUAUAUUCCUUUUAUUUUUCAGGAAGAAUCGAAGUAGAGAAAAAACUCUAUCUGGCGUCUGUACAAAUUUAGAAACCUAGACAGUAAGAAACUAUUGAUAUUCAUUUCAUGCACGCGCAUACAUUUUAUAUACGUGUUUGUAAUUAGUAAUUUUAUUCGGCCUCGCACAAACAUUUUAAACUUUUUACAAGACACAGAUACAGGGCCGCAGACAGGGGGCGGGCCCUGAGGUGCUGGGGGCCCCUGGAAAUUUUUUAUUGGGCCCCAGUCAUUUUUGUGGGCAAGAUUUUUCUUUUUGGAGGGCUAAGUACCAAAAUUUGGUAUGAAAAAUUGAGAUAGAUUAUGAGAAAAUAUGAGAAAAUAUGAGAAAAUUUUGAAAUAGGGGCCCCUAAAAAAAUUGUCCCGGGCCCCCGCCAACCUCUCGGCAGCCCUGCACGGAUACCUAUAUAUAUUAAUUUUAUAGGAAAAGUUGAGUUAGUUCUUAAUCUUAUGUAAAAUACAUAUACAUGAAAUAUAUUAUUGUUACCUUAUUGUAACAACUAAAUGGAUUAUUUAAUUGUUGUAUAUUUUCACAUUUGUUGCGGAGUGC
Messenger RNA from Paramuricea clavata, 10781 nucleotides. NCBI's taxonomy places the organism in Eukaryota, Metazoa, Cnidaria, Anthozoa, Malacalcyonacea, Plexauridae. The record is from the annotation of a GenBank genome assembly.